GCCAACCAGUCCUCACUUCUGCAAAGCUCCCGGUGCUCGUAAGGCGGUCUUUCUCGUCUCCGUGGCGGCUCUUCCCCGCCUUUCGUCUCGGCUAUUUUUCUUUGCGAUUCCGGUCAAUUCCAUCGGAGCCGACGCAUUCACUGAACCACAGUGUUCCUGGAGUUCGGUUCUGCUUAAAAGACGAUGGCUGCUUCAACUUCAGGAUCAAAGUCCCUCAAGGAGUACCUUAAGCGUUACGAAAGCAGCGGUGUGGAGGAGGAAAAGAAGAAGAAGAAAAAGAAGACGAAGAAGAAGGGCGGAGCAGAAACAGCUGGUGCUGGUGCUAUCUUAGUCGUUGACGAGGAUCCCAUCUGGCAGAAGCCAAUAAACCUCGAAGAAGAGAAUGAUGAGGAUUCAGCUGAUGAAGCGAAGCCCCAGAUUGAUGAAGAUAUCGAAGUUAAGAGAAUGAAGAGGCUGGAGCAACUCAGGUCCAGGCGUCCUUAUCAUUCCAUAGCUGAGGAUGGAAGUGGUUGGGUGUCACUAUCGACAGAUCAUCCAGAUACGAUCGAUCAGAACCCUGACAUCUCCCCGCCCCAAAGACGUAGGGCCCGGAAUGACACCCCCUCACCGGAACCAGAACUUAGAUCUGCUCAGAGACGCCAGGAUACUCCAUCGCCUGAACCCAGACAGUCCCAUGGACUGAAUUCAGAAUCCGCACCAGAUGGUGAUGUGUCCCCACCUCGCAGGCGCAGGACGCGCAAUGACACACCAUCGCCCAAGCCGAACAGGAUGCGCUCAGAUCUUGGAAAGGAAGAGGAUGACCUGUCACCUCCACGGCAGCGGAGGAAAACUGAGACUACUCUAUCACCUGAUGCCUCUCCACCAAGGAGGCCUCAUUCUCGAAUUGCUGCAGUUCGUGAAUCUGGUCCAGCUGGUGAUAUGUCCCCACCUCGCAGACACAGGGUUCGUAAUGACAAACCAUCUCCUGAGCCAAGCAGGAUCCAUGCAGAUUUUGGCCGGGAACAUGAUGACUUAUCACCUGUGCGGCAGCAAAAGAAAAAUGGCCAUCCUCUAUCACCUGAUAUUUCACCACCCAGACGACCUCAGUCUCGAAGACUGGAAUCUUCUGAUCUCUCCCCCCCUCGAAGGGGUCGUCGUAGUUUUGAUAACAUAGACCUUUCACCUCCAAGAAGGGGGAGGAGGGAAGAUAGAGCUGAUAUUCCACUUGCAUCUUCAGUUUCUGAUCUUUCUCCGCCAAGGAAAAACAGGAAGGAUUCAGAUCUGAUAGACUCGAAAGAGUGGAGGAGAGGUGGUUUAAUUUUGGCCGAGGACACUAGCAAAGAGAUAGCUAAAACUAAAGCAGACGAGCAAUUGAGGUUCCAAGCUUUGGAUCCUUCUCUGACAGGCAAAGGUGCCGAGCCUGUAUAUCGGGACAAAUUAACAGGAAGACGGUUAUCAAAAGAGGAGCUGUUGAAAUCCAAGGAGGAAGAGAAGCCCAAGGAGAAGAAAUUGGAAUGGGGCAAAGGCUUGGCUCAGAAAAGGGAGGCUGAAGAGAGACUACGGGAGCUAGAACUUGAGAAAGAAAAACCAUUUGCCAGGACUAGAGAUGAUCCAGAACUUGAUAAAGUGCUGAAGGAUAGAGUGAGAUGGGGAGAUCCAAUGGCACACUUGGUGAAGAGAAAAGCUUCAGACCCAGUCCUUCCGGAUUUUGGGGACAACGAGAAGAUGAAGGAAUCAGGGUUCAUAGUUCCUCAAGAGAUUCCCAGUCACAGCUGGAUAAGGAGGGGCUGCGCUUCUGCACCAAAUCGAUACGGCAUAAGACCAGGAAGACACUGGGAUGGGGUUGAUCGUAGCAGCGGUUUCGAGAAUGCAAUGUUCAAGAGAAUGAAUGAGAAACGAGCCACUGAAAGAGAAGCUUACCUUUGGUCCGUGUCUGACAUGUAAUUGUUUCCCCUUGUAACCCGGAGCUGGAAGGAAAGAUUGAAGCUGAAGGAAUGGCGCUGUUUUAGUGCAAACCUUUGUCUGCUGGAGUUGUGAGCUAUUAUCUGUACUGCUGAAAUUCCGCUCAAUGGAUCUGCUGAACUUGCAUUGCUCAGGAGUAGAUUGGGUGACGAAAAUAUUUAUUUUUCUCUUCGAUGCAGAGAGUAAUACUGUGAUACAUGUCUUUUGCUGCUACUGUGGGAUUCAGCGAGAUUUGAAAGCAUGUGGACAGCGCACUUAAACCCUAUUUGAAAGUCCAGAGUAGAGUUCGAUGCUGCUAGGACCGAGUUAGCCCGAACGACUGGGUAUGGGACGUCUUCAGAGUCUUGGACAUAUGUACAGGCUCUACAAUAAGCAGUAGAGGCCGUAUAGCAUCUGGUUUGGUUGGUUUCCGUACUCUCAGCGAACUUAGUCGGGUUUGAGUCAGAUAUUUCAGGUCUAAUCAUGUCUUAUAAAUCGUUCAUCUUAUCCAAGCAUAAUUAUGUUAACAUUUA
Molecule: messenger RNA, 2453 nt
Organism: Punica granatum (pomegranate)
Lineage: Eukaryota; Viridiplantae; Streptophyta; Magnoliopsida; Myrtales; Lythraceae
Source: RefSeq, a predicted model, not a curated record